UCCUCAAACACACUCAGACCUUCCAGUCCAGCAAACCGCCUCCCUCUGUCUCUCUCACACACAAACACACAGCCGCAAGCGAACGACUGUAAUCCAUUGAUCUGCUCUCCACAGCAGCGUAUGCAGAGCAGGAGCAAAGAGAACCAAAUCCGCACCGCUCUCAUGCAGCGCUACAUACUUCCUCUCCUCCUCAUCCUCGGGGUGAGGGACGGACUCGGGACCCCUCUGACAUCCAGCCCCGGCCCUACCGAGGCCCCCAGCGCGCCGCCGGACCCCUGCGAGGGCAGACCCUGUCUGAACGGAGGCGUCUGUAGUCGGGUGGGAGAGAUGGAGGAGAGUCCGAGCACACAGAUGCAGACUGACUACUGGGCUUAUGCCUGCAUCUGCGGACAGGGCUUCACUGGACAGAACUGUGAGUUUUUUGCAGAUCCAUGCGCCAGCAGCCCCUGUCUCCAUGGCAACUGUAGCCAGAACAGCGAGGGGGAUGGGUUUGCAUGCGAGUGCAGCGAGGGUUACAGCGGGGUUCGGUGUGACCUGCCUACCUUGACCUUUGACCUGUCCGAGUCCACCUGGGACCUCGCCGAGAGCCUCGUCCCAGAACAUGCCACGCCCGCCACACCUGCGACCACCACUCAAGUGUUCCAGCCAACCACAGUACCCGCCACUACUCAAGCUCCGCCCACCCUGGAGCCGUGGCGACCCAAACCGGGUCAGAAAGCGGUGGAGAUACUGUGGGAGGAUCAGCAGAUUACUGAUGAAGCCGAAUGUGUGAGUACCGCCGGAGGUGAGUCUGCCGGAAUGAUGACUGUUUCCAUGGAGGUCGCAGAGGAAACAGCUGUGAAAAUUCUUCCAGAUGCAUUGAUGAGUCUUUUAUUUGACCCUGUCUGGUUCUGUGUGCUGCACAUUGGUGCACCCUCUGGUCCGGAGGUCACUUUGAGGCUGCAUCUCAAUGUAAAAACCAAUAACUGUAUGGAGCCCGGCAUUGGAUUCAGCGACCCACAAUGCUCUGGGAAAGGAAAAUGCAUCACCCAGUCCUCUGUGGACACAUUUUACUGCCAGUGCGAUGAUGGGUAUUCUGGGAUCUACUGUGAGGAGUUUGACGCAUGCCACCUGAAGCCCUGCGAGAACAACGGCACCUGUACUGACCUCAGACAGAGAGAUGAAGGACAAAACUACACCUGUACCUGCCAGCCAGGUUUUGAGGGAGACCGCUGUCAGUCAUUGGUAGAUCACUGUGUUUCUGGACCCUGCAGGAAUGGAGCCACUUGCUCCAGCAGCCUAGAAGGACCUCACUGCUAUUGUGCUGAAGGUUAUCAGGGUGCCAUGUGCGAGCAGAAGAUUGAUCUCUGUGCUUCUGGGCCCUGCCACAAUAAUGCCAGCUGCUACCCACAGGGUGCUGGUUUGGGCUUCAGCUGCACCUGUCCUGCAGGUUUCACCGGACCCACCUGCGCCCAGCUAGUGGACUUCUGUGCCCUCAACCCAUGCGCUCACGGCAUCUGCCGCAGCAUCGGCACUAGUUAUAGGUGUCUGUGUGUACCAGGUUAUCAUGGUCUGUACUGUGAGGAGGAGUAUAAUGAAUGCUUGUCUGCUCCCUGUCAGAAUUACGCCACAUGCAGAGACCUGAUCAAUGCCUACGAGUGCAUCUGCGCCCCACAGUUCACAGGUAAGCACUGUGAGAUAUAUAAGGACCCCUGUCUGAGGCUCAGGUGCCAGAAUGGAGGACGCUGUGAGAGUGGAGGGAGAAACGCAUCCUGUGUGUGUCCUACAGGAUAUACGGGUGAGAACUGUGAGGUUGACAUCAAUGAGUGUGAGAGCAACCCAUGUCACCAUGGCGGCACCUGCAUCGACCAAUCAAACGGCUACACCUGUCACUGCCCCUCUGGGUGGGUCGGCGGAAGCUGUGAGAUCCAUCUGCAGUGGAAGAUGGCUCAGCCGGUCGACUCGCUGACCAACAUGCCACGUCACUCUCUGUACAUAAUCAUUGGUGCUCUGUGCGUGGCUUUCGUCUUGAUGCUCAUCAUCCUCAUCGUUGGCAUCUGUCGCAUCAGCCGUAUCGAGUACCAGGGCUCCUCCCGUCACACCUACCAGGAGUUUUACAACUGCCGCAGUAUCGACAGUGAUUUCAGCAACGCCAUCGCCUCUAUUCGCCACGCGAGGUUUGGGAAGAAAUCCAGACCAGCAAUGUAUGAUGCGACUCCCAUCAGUUAUGAAGAUUACAGCCCUGAUGACAAGCCUUUAGUCACACUCAUUAAAACUAAAGAUUUGUGAGGCAAUACAUCUGCACACACACACACACACACACACACACACACACACACACCGCAUACACACAGCCACUGUUGCAGCCUUUAAAAUGAGUCAAUCCGUGCAGUAUUUCUUUCCAGAGAAUAGAUUUAAAAAAUGAAUCAAACCUUACAAAAAACUUUUGAAAUUGAUAUAUUUUAUCAUUGUAAACCAUGAAGCUUUUAAUUCAUAUCAGGCACUAGGAGUGCUGCACAGAAUUAGUUAAUGGAAUAGUCCCAAACAAAUGUGCUUUGUUUGCAGACGCAAAUGUUUUGUGGAAUGUAAGUAGACGAAUAACAAGCUACAUUGCAAAAUGUGUGUGAGAGGGGGUGUUUAACCGAACCCUUCCACCCUAUAGACUCUGAUUACAAAUAUGAUAGCAGCAAUCCAAGCAAAAGCUGUAGAAUUAGGAGUAAUAGAGCUCAUAGUACAGUUAAACUAUAACUUUAUACAGAAGAAUUAAAAGAUAAGACAAUGUAGGUUGCCUUACUGGUGCAUGGAUAGGAUCAGUGGUUCGGCAUUACUCUGUAACCUUAUGUACAUUGUUGUUUGCUGUUUCUUUCUUCUUGUUCAUUGUGGUCUCUUUUGUGUUAUAAACUUGGUGUUAGCAAAGUCUUAAGAUACCACUGUCCAUGUGAAGGCAGCACAACAAGUGCUUUUAAAAGUAAUAUUUGGUGGUGUCGUUUCACUUAGUAAUAAACUAGGCCUCCUGAUCUAUA
Messenger RNA from Sinocyclocheilus anshuiensis, 3002 nucleotides. RefSeq names its product delta and Notch-like epidermal growth factor-related receptor. The transcript has 13 exons. The record is from RefSeq and is a predicted model, not a curated record. Gene Ontology annotation, molecular function: calcium ion binding. Bases 121 to 2268 code for a protein of 715 amino acids. NCBI's taxonomy places the organism in Eukaryota, Metazoa, Chordata, Actinopteri, Cypriniformes, Cyprinidae.